CAACCAUGGCGACGUUAUCGCCAAACAAAACCAAUUUCUAUAUUCUCCCAUGGAUAUCUAUGUAGCAGUUCUAGACCGACCACCUACGUAGUGUCUACUGGCGUGUCAAGCGAUAGGCCCUAGACCCUCUCAGUGACUGGCUCUCAUCAUCUCUGGCCAACCGCCCAAUGGCCUCUGAUGCGACAGUCGAGCCUGAAAUAUCGUCCACGAAUGGGUCGAGAUGACUCUCAGCGGACAAGGCGGCAAGGAAGAGGGAAGACCAUGUCCAUGAUGGAAAGAAGACAGUGACCUCAUGGCUCCAUACUCCGUCUUUGUCUAGUACCCUUGUCCUCCCUCUUUCCCCCCUCUCCCUCUCUUGUUCUGCGUGCGUCCUGUAUUUACUGAUCCGUCUCUUCACCUUCGCUGUUCUGUCGAACAAACAAAAACAAAUCAUAUAUUCACUUGUUCAGUUGACUCAUUCCUUUCCUCUUUGUCAUACGCGCUGGCUGUGUCUGACUUGCCAACUCUUCUAUCUGCACAUCAUCUUCCCUUGACUCCUUGCAUAUACAAUAUCGCAUUCACCCCAAGACAUUCCUUCGACAACGAACCAACAGAACCAACGCUUGACGUUAGUAACUAACACUAAAGACAACAACCAACAACUACACGCAUAAUACCUACACGCCAAAUAUGCUUUUGGGAAGACUCCCAACACCCCUGAGGGCUCUGCUUAUCACAGCCCUCUACGCUUCAACAUCCUCCGCUCUUCCAGCCAACACUAUCUUUGCCCGCCAAGACACAUGCGAUGCGGAUCAGACAUCAUGCAAUAGCGACAUCGCCAACUUUUGCUGCCCCAAGGGCAACUCUUGCAGACUUCUCGCUGGCAAGACCACAGCAGUUUGCUGUCCCAGCGGCCAGACCUGCAAUGUCAUCCAGCCCAUCACUUGCGAUAUCCGCGGCCAGGACCAGAGAGAGUUUCCCAACGCCCCUGUCAAGACGAUAGUAUUCAACCUCGAUCUCGAGAAAUGUGGACAGAAGUGCUGUCCUUUUGGAUACUCGUGUGAAGACGAGCAGUGUGUGAUCGACAAGGAUCAGACCAAUGUCCCAGAAGGCGCUGAGCUUCCCAAUGAGACGUCUACGCCUGUUCCCAGUGCGAUAACUACCGCUACGGGGGCUAUCGAGACCAUCUCCAUCAGCGCCGCGCCCUCCACGAGCGCUGAGCCCACAGCAGCUGUUGGCUCAGAUAAUAGCUCAGACAAGGACGGAGACUCCAAGUCCGACAACUCGGGGCCUGCCACUACCUCCAUCGUUGGCGGUGUCGUUGGCGGCAGUAUCAUUCUUCUGAUAAUCGCCGUUGUAAUCUUCCUCUACGUCCGUCGUCAGAACAAACGUGAUGCGCAGGGCUCAGAAAAGGGUAGUCAUAUCUACGGUUAUGGGCGUCGAUCUACGAGCGAUGCCUCGUUCGGGAACAUCAUUUCCGAACCCAUCAGCCAGCCCAACUCUUACCGAGCCGACUUCAUUCUCAAGACCCCUUCAACCCAACGCUCUAGCAUUGUGCCUGCGCGCCAGCUUUCCAGUGCUGGCACACGCCUCAACGCUCCGCCUCCGCGGAUUCGCAUCUCUAUUCCGAAUCCCUUCGACUCACCCAAUCCCUCACCCAAUGCCCAGCCCAGUCCCCUCGACAAUGAAGAGUCUCUUCGACAUGGAAACGUUCGGCUGCCCCCGAUUCGCGCUAUGAAGGGCUCGUCGUACUGUAGUCGUCGACCAAGUACCCCUGAGCUUCAGCGUGAGCCGAGUAGCGAGAAUAUCAAUGUUUUCGCGGACCCCAGCACCAUUGUGAAACCCCGCCCCCUGACGAGAGCGACAACAUUCACCGACCUGAUGGACGAAGCUGAUCUUGGCGCCGUGCGGCGAGGGAAGCCCUACGUCCCCGGAACCACUCCCAGAAUCUAGAACUCACUGACUCACGCCAUUUCCUUUCCGAGCUACACCAUUCACGUCUCUCUCUAAUGCAACGUCUCUUCACCACCAUCUGCAGUGCAGGGUGACAUCCUCUCACUAGAAUUGAUUUCGGGCGUUGUGGACAUAAAUUCUGGAGUAGCUGUCGUUUAUACCCUGGGCUAGUUCAAUAAGACCCAAAUCUUGUUAUGUUUUAAUAUUGCAAUGUUUUAUGUUUGAUAGGAGUUAUAGAUAUAUUAUUUAAGAAAUGAUAUGUGAAUAUUUGAU
Molecule: messenger RNA, 2205 nt
Organism: Fusarium verticillioides 7600
Lineage: Eukaryota; Fungi; Ascomycota; Sordariomycetes; Hypocreales; Nectriaceae
Exons: 1
Coding region: 670-1932 (420 amino acids)
Source: RefSeq, a predicted model, not a curated record